CUUGCUAGAUAUGCAACACAAAGAAGUCCUGUCCGGUCGCCGCGCCUGAAUAUGAAGAUGGGACGAGAGGACAUAUACUCGCUCUUCAUUUCCAUUGCAGUGCGCCCUCACAGCCGCUGCCUCUACCAAAGAUGCAUCCGACAUGCAUCGACUGCGAACUCUCCGCUCCCUCCUAAACAGAAUCCCGGCCCCAAGAAACCAAGCAUCCCUCUACAUGUCGGCCUCGAUCGCAAUCCCGAUGCACUCUCUGCUAUCUCCCGCAUUCCCAUCCCUCGAGGUGAACGAGGGGAAAAAUUUAUUCCGUCAGUCCUCUCACGGCCCCUCGGCCUUGAACAUCCUCCUCUCCCAGGCCAAAACAGCCCUCUCGACCGCCGCUCCUUGCGUGAACGGAAAGACGAAUUCACAAGCUACGCGAAGGCCCUCGAGCGGCGGCGUGUCUACCUCCGCUCCUUCUUUCGGCCUUACUUCCAGGAAUGGCGCCGUACAGAACACUACAAAGGCAAAAGCUUCGUGUCAAACGAACGACUCUUCCGACGCGACAAAGCACUUUACUUUCCCAACAUAUGGGGCCAGACACUUGCGAAAGAAGGCGAUGGUCCCACCGGUGGACGAGACAUCACACCCACGAUCACAGGCAAAAUCUCACUCAUAGGCAUGCAAUCCGGCCAAUGGGCCGAAGAGCAAGUCGACACCUUCUUCAGCCCGAAACACAACCCGGAGUUGCCCCAGAUCAUCGAAGCAAGCAACGGUCUCGUCCAGCGCAUCGAUGUUAAUAUCCAAGGCGACUGGAUCCGUGCCUGGCUCGUCAAGAUUUUCAGUGGCAGGUUACGAAAGAUGAUCUCCCCAGACCGCUGGGACAAGUAUUUUAUGAUCAAAUUGCCCCGCGACAUCCGCCGCGGUCUCACAGACGAUGUGCGCGAUGCGAUGGGCCUGCUCAAUUCUCAAGUUGGUUAUGUCUAUUUAGUCGACUCGAGCUGUAAGAUCAGAUGGGCCGGGAGCGGCCAUGCUUGGGAAGGAGAAGUCGCAGGGCUCAACGCCGCCGUCCAAAGACUUGUACAAGAAGAGCAAAAGUUACAGUCGUCAUCAGCAUUAAUCUCAGCCCCCAACGCCGUUGCAAGUCGACCGCUCUCAACAAAAACGAAGCCGAAGUUCCAAAUAAAAUCCGACGAGAUCCCUGCUGCUGUUGCCGCCUAGGCAGAUGUCCUUUCAUCAGAUGGUACAGUCAUGAAUAUUGUUAUUGGUCGCAGUUUUCGGGUUUGGUGCUGGACUUUGUCAGAAACAGGCAUUUUGGACGAGAGGAUUGUACAUACCCGCACUUAGGACAAGCCUCGUCCGACUCCGCUCCGUCAAGAAUCUCGUGCAUCACUUUACACUUCUUGGGUGAUGACUUGCUUAACGGGCUCUUCGUGGAUAUUGAAGCUGCCGCCUUGUCACAUCUCGAGUGGACAUAGUAUGGAGCGGGUCGAGCUGUACCUGGACAGCAGCUCCAAUGAUAUGUGUAGUAGAUGCACAUGAGGCUUCGCUAGUCUGGGUUGGAAUUGUCGAAUGGUUCGAAGACGAUGUUGAGUGCUCAGAUUCUCAAGAGACUCUGCCGGAAUGAAUGUUGACUGGAAAUGUCGAAAAGACUCGAUGUCUCCCAAGGAUGGCGGUUUUGACUACCUCCUCCGCCGAGGAUGUUCUGUUCUGGUUCUUGUACCGUCAAGUCUGAGAUGUUGAGGAAUGAUAUAGUCCAUUCCUCAGCCCUUCUCGCCCUUUAAGACACAAUCUUGGUCUGGGCGGGAGUAUAACACGAUCAACACUCCCUUUCUUCACCGAUCCAGUGUCUUAUUGUUCAGCCGCUUGCAGCC
Molecule: messenger RNA, 1847 nt
Organism: Exophiala xenobiotica
Lineage: Eukaryota; Fungi; Ascomycota; Eurotiomycetes; Chaetothyriales; Herpotrichiellaceae
Exons: 1
Coding region: 52-1194 (380 amino acids)
Biological process (GO): mitochondrial proton-transporting ATP synthase complex assembly
Cellular component (GO): mitochondrial inner membrane
Source: RefSeq, a predicted model, not a curated record